UUUAUUCUUUUUUUCGUUUCUCCAUUUCAUAUUCAUGAUUGAGACAACAAUGACACACAUGGAGCACAGGUUUAAAGUUGAAUUGAACGGCUAUUUGGAAUCCGAGUCGAAAUACCCAAAUAGUUACACCCCAGAAAAUUUUUGGGUUGCCUUUGAUCAGACAAUAACCUAUCUCAACCAAACGGAAGAAUCCCUGGAGGCGUUACAUAAUAUUGUCUUUCAUGCCCAUAUAAAGCGAGAAGAUUAUGAAACGGAUUUUGACGUCCCAAGGUUUGGAAAUGGCGUAACUGAAAGUCAUUACCUGGCUAUUGUGCAUCGAUACCAACUAUACGGAUACACUAAAAGAGAACUUUGGAAGUGUGAUGCUGAGUCUGCAAUCAAAAUCCUAUUCGAGUUGUACGGGGAAAGAACACAACAAGUACCCGAACUUAUCAAGUUAUUUAUUCCUUUAUCGUUAGACUUGGAAGAUAGAGAGUUUCAUGCAAAGAUGGAUGCAUGGCUUGCUAUGAUAUCAUCCUACCCAGCACCAGAUAGUCUGUUUACUGAAUUAAUACAGGAGUAUUACGAUUGCAUCAUGAUCGCAUUCGAGAAUUAUGAUCAGCAGCCAAGUAACGGUGUAGAAAUUCGGUUGCGAAGAUUAUUUGACAGUUUAUUUAAACUGAUCAGGGUUGGUGGAUUAUUGUGUAACAAGGAGGCAGUUUAUGCAGUUGUAGAACUGGCAAAGGAAAAAUAUUUUUACCUGGAUAGUACCGAGAUAUUAAAUGAUUUCCCUCUUCAUUUCGAACACGAGGAAUUUCGUCUAUCAUCUUGUGAGAUUCAAAAGAAAAUGGUUUCAUAUAAGCCAACUGGGAUGCAAAAAACAUUGAGAGAAUAUUUAGAUCUAUCUGAAAAAGAUCAGGAGGAUAAUGACCAUGAGCAUAUAUUUAGAGUGAUGGAAGAGUAUAUCUGUCUUGGGGGUUUACCAAAUCAGCGAGACAAAGCUCAUCCCAUACCGAGUGAUGAAGACAGUGCUUUUGAUAGACUUGAGCAAGUGAUUAAACAAAAAUAUGAAGAGCGUACAAUGUGCGGGGUAAAACUAAAGUGCAUAUAUAUAAUACGUACCCGAGGCAUGUUUUGGAAGUCUAUUUUGAAAUUAGUUACUCAAUUCUUAGACUUAUGGAUAAGCGAAUUAGAAGAUGCUGAUUUUAUAAAUGGGUUUGCAAGAUUGAUAGUACAAGAAAAUUUGAUGCCUUUCUUAUACCAACAUAUAAAGAAACAUGUGAGGCAUUAUAAUUUAACGGAUAAUGCUACGUCAAUGGAAAUGAUCAAAGAUCUUACUCUGUUGAUGGAAACUUGUCUUAAUUAUGUGUCGACAAACCAUGAAUUAUUGCUUUUCAGAGAUCAUGUAUUUGAAUCUAGAAAUGAAAACGAUGAUAUCCGAUUACCUACUCUUGGUUCAACCUCGUUUUGGAAUAUUCCGUUCGAUCAGGAAAUUGUUAGGGUUACAAAUCAAAUUACCUCCUUUGAAUUGGAUGCGUCGGUUCCAGAAGAGAUCACAAAAAGAUUGAUUAUAUUAUCUAUCAUAUGGCCUUAUGAAGUGGUGCGACAAUUAUUUUUAUCGUGUGUUCAAAACAAAAAUCAAUCUAUGGCAACUAUUCCUGUCUUGUAUAAUUUGGGAAAUCUAUGUGCUUUUAGAAAGAAAGACGACAAGAAAGAGACAUUACUAGUAUUAGUAUUAACUGAUACUAUAUCCCUAAAUAACAGCGAAUUAGUUGGUACUUACAUGGAAAAUAUCUCACAAUUCAUAAAAUCCUGUUGUUAUCAUAAGGUAAAGCAAAUUCUCUAACUUAAAUUAAACUAAUUGGUUUUCUUUUGCAGACCUUAGCUCAAGAUUACCCACUCAUUUUAACACCGUCAUCAUGCGAAUAUCAAACCUUACUAUCCUUGGGAGAUGUCUUGGAUCACUGCGUCC
Mucor mucedo is the source of this 1951-nucleotide messenger RNA. RefSeq lists its product as uncharacterized. The transcript is spliced from 10 exons. The coding region runs from base 35 to 1825 and encodes 596 amino acids. The record is from RefSeq and is a predicted model, not a curated record. NCBI's taxonomy places the organism in Eukaryota, Fungi, Mucoromycota, Mucoromycetes, Mucorales, Mucoraceae.